Molecule: messenger RNA, 662 nt
Organism: Salvia hispanica
Lineage: Eukaryota; Viridiplantae; Streptophyta; Magnoliopsida; Lamiales; Lamiaceae
Source: RefSeq, a predicted model, not a curated record
UAUAUUCUGCCUUUCCGUCGAAAACUUUCUAACCAUAUUCUUAAUUCCAUUCCUAUCACAAAACCAGAAAAAAGACUAGAUUUUUUUUUUGUCUUUGCAAAAAAUUGGAAGCCCUCUUCGAUUCAUCCGCCAUUUCAUCCAUGUCCUUCAGAAUCAGAGAGCAAAAUGCAUCUUGUGGUGUGGGAGUUGCUGAUGAGAGCAAGCACACAUUCAUGGAGCUUAAGAGAAAGAAGGGCUAUCGUUACGUGAUUUUCAAGAUCGAUGAAAAGAAAAACGAGGUUGUUGUUGACAAGACCGGCGGCCCAGCUCAAGACUACCAUGAUUUUGCAGAAUCCUUGCCGCAGAACGAUUGUCGAUAUGCGGUCUAUGAUUUCGAUUUUGUCACUACGGACAAGUGUCGAAAGAGCAAGAUUUUCUUCAUUGCCUGGUCUCCUGCAGUGUCUAGAAUUCGUUCCAAGAUGCUCUAUGCUACUUCCAAAAACAGUUUCAUUCAUUACGACAUCCAAGCCACUGACCCCGCUGAAAUGGAGCUCGAUGUCAUCAAGGAUCGCGCCCACUGAACGCGAUGUACCUCCACAUCUGUGUUAUCCACAUACAACAACAAGGUGAAAAAAUGUUACUCUGUAAACUUCAAUUGCAACUACUACUUUUUACUUCCAUAA